Ictalurus punctatus (channel catfish) is the source of this 2155-nucleotide messenger RNA. RefSeq names its product carboxy-terminal kinesin 2. The transcript is spliced from 17 exons. The record is from RefSeq and is a predicted model, not a curated record. The coding region runs from base 131 to 1954 and encodes 607 amino acids. Lineage: Eukaryota; Metazoa; Chordata; Actinopteri; Siluriformes; Ictaluridae. Gene Ontology annotation, molecular function: microtubule binding; microtubule motor activity; ATP binding. Gene Ontology annotation, biological process: microtubule-based movement.
UGACCAAUGGCGACUUAUCUUGAACGGCGGCAAAAUAUUUAAAAGUAAACAGGUUUGAACGUUCAUAGGGCGCAGUUUGGUGUUUCACGACGUGUUCAUGUGUAGGUGUUAAGCACAACCUACAGGAUAAAUGAACAAAGAGCAGAGUAGACUACCAGUCAUGUCGAAGAGGCCUUUCUCCAGCACCACUGAUGGAGAGUAUCAACAGCCUGCAACGAAAAAGAUCCGGAAAGUUGAGAUGGGUCUUCAGAGGCUCAAACCGCCUACUAGUGUAAUCCCUCCAAAGUGUCCUGGGCCAGUCAAAGCAACCAGCAGAGCAGCAACUGUGGCUGCAGCUCCCUCAAGAGGUGCUGCAAAAAAACCAUCUGCACAUGCACCAGUAAUUAAAGGAGCAUCCAAGAGACCAGGAUGGGACUUGAAAGGAAAAGUCCUUGACCUGGAGAACAAACUUCAGAAUUACCAGGGCCAAUUGAAGUCUUUUAACCAAGAAAAUGAGAACCUUAAAGCAUCAAAUGCAGAAGUGCAUAAAAACAAUGUACAGGCCAAAGAGGAGAACGAGCAAUUAAAGCAGCGCCUUAGGACCCUUGAAGAGAGACUAACUAAUCUGGUAUCUGUGAAAGAGGAGCUGGAGAGAACUAUUAAAGAAAAAGAUGGUCUGCAGAAAGAUCUGGAGAAGCUAGCUGAAGAAAAUGGGAUUUUGCUGAAGUUAAGAGAUGACCUGACUACUGUAAACGGCAAUAUACAGAGCCAGCUUUCUAUUCAGACUUCUGCUCUGGCCCACUGUCAGGAUAGUCUCCGAGUGUCUCAGGAUACAGUAAAAAGUUUGCAGGAAUUGGUGGCAAGGCAGCAGGAUGAGCUUCACUGUGGAGAAAUGGAACGCAGGAAACUCCAUAACACAAUUCAGGAGCUGAAGGGUAACAUCAGAGUUUUCUGCAGGGUACGUCCUCUCCUUUCCAACAAGGAAGCAACCAUCCCACACAUUCAACUGCCUACUCAUGACAAGAAGUCUAUAACACUUGCAAAAAUGGAAGAGUCGCAUGUGGGACGGGCUGCAGAGACUAAAAAUUACAUCUUCAGCUUUGACCGUGUAUUUGGGCCACAGAGCACCCAGAGUGAGGUGUUUGAGGAGAUCUCCCUCUUGGUACAGUCAGCUCUGGAUGGCUACAAUGUCUGCUGCUUUGCUUAUGGCCAGACAGGUAGUGGCAAAACGUUUACAAUGGAAGGUGGUGACAUGGAUGACACGUGGGGGGUCAUUCCACGAGCUGUCCAGCAGAUUUUCAAGUCUGCCAACAUGCUUCGUGAGCAAGGCUGGCAGUAUACCUUUACAGCCAGCUUUGUUGAAAUUUACAAUGAAACCCUGCGGGACUUGCUGUAUCUGGGCAAACCUAACAAGAGGCCAGAGCAUGAAAUCAAAAAGACCACAAAUAAUGGAGUCACAGUCACCAAUCUGAAUUACCAGAAGGUCACCACUGAGGAUGAGGUUUGCAAGUUGAUCAUCUUGGCAAACCAAAACAGGUCCACUGCCCGAACAAACAUGAAUGAUCAAUCCUCUCGUUCCCAUUCAAUUUUCCAGCUGGACAUUGACGGAGAAAACACUGGCAGAGGCACCAAGUGCAAAUCCUCUCUUUGUCUGGUGGAUUUGGCUGGCAGUGAAAGGAUCCAGAAAACCCAGUCUCAAGGAGAAAGGUUUAAGGAAAUGACUGCCAUAAACUCUUCGCUCACCAAUUUGGGAAUUGUCAUCACUGCUUUAGCCAACAAGGAGAGCUUUGUGCCCUAUCGCAACUCAAAGCUUACCUACCUGCUUCAGGGAUGCCUGGGUGGCAACAGCAAAACUUUGAUGUUUGUAAAUAUUUCACCUGAAGAAGAAAGUUUCGGUGAAUCACUUAAUUCACUGCGCUUCGCCAGCAAGGUGAAUGACUGCAUUAUUGGAACUGCCACGGCCAAUAGGAAGUAGCAUUUUGUUUUUCUUCUUUGACCAUCUGAAGGCACAGUUACUGGUCCAUCUUUAUGCUUUUUCAGUAUCUGUCUGCCUUGCAUUUUUGAAGAUGUUUUUAAUCCAUUUUAUUGCUUUAUAUUUUAAUCUCAUAAUUUUCAUUUUCACACUGUUGGUGCAAUUACCUGGACAUAUCAAAAAUAAAUAUUUUUGAUCAAUGCA